CAACCAUCCAUCUUCGGAUAAUGGCAUCCCUUCUCGUUUUGCUACUACUGGGUGCCCUCACACACGCAUGUCUGGGGCAAAUUGAUUACGACUACACUUCGUUGAUUGGUCUGUCAAACACAUUCUAUAAAAUCCAACGGCAAGGGCGACUCCCUGAUAAUGACGUUCCUUGGCGAGGGGAUACAUUCCUCGACGAUGGACAAGAUAUCGGAGUAGAUCUUUCUGGUGGUCAUUUUGAUGCGGGAGAUUUUGUGAAAUUCAUGUUUCCCUACGCCGGCUUCACAACCAUUAUAAACUGGGGUAUAAUCGACUUUCCCACCGGGUAUGAGGCAUCCGUUCUGUCCGGAGCGCUGGAAACUGUCCGAACAUCGCUGAAUUUCCUGCUGAAAACGCAUCCUCAAGCCAACACUAUCCAUGCCCAGAUGGGGAACGGUACCUUGGACCAUAGUUGGUGGGGAAGACCGGAGGAUUGGCCGUACGGCCCGAGACCAACCUACACCAUUACGGAAUCACGCCCUGGGUCGGAAUUGGGUUCUGAAUAUGCGGCAGCAUUUGCAUCUGGGUACCUCGUGUUUAAGGAGAGGGAUCCAGCUUUUGCGGCCACAAUGCUCCAACAUGCUAGACAGGCUUAUAACUUUGCAUACACGUACCGAGGAAAGUACAGCGAUUCUGUGCCGGAAGCGGCAGAUUUUUACAAUUCUUGGUCCGGCUAUGGGGAUGACCUAGGUUACGGGGCGUUGUGGAUGUACCGCGCCACGAACGAUUCCCAGUACAGAACGUUUGCAGAUAUUUUAUGGAAUGAGUUCGGAUAUGCAGGCUCCAAUGCGCAACAAUUCAGUUGGGACGACAAAUACGCGGGGAUAUUCGUGUUAGGAUUGAGGUUAACUGGGGAGGAAAAGUAUAGAGCGAAAGCCAUCCAAUUCUGUGAUAAUACAGUUAAUACGGCAUUAAGGACGCCCAAGGGCUUAGUCUUUUUGGGUGAGUGGGGUCCACUUCGGUAUGCUUCGAACGCGGUGUACAUCUGCCUCCAGCUGGCGGAUUUGGGGGUUAACGCAGCAACUUAUCGGGCAUUUGCUAGACAGCAGAUUGGCUACAUUUUGGGAGACACGGGACGAAGCUUUGUUGUUGGGUUUGGGAUUAAUCCGCCAAGAUUCUCGCAUCAUAGACCAAGUUCUUGCCCACCAAGACCACAAGUAUGCGAUUGGAAUCUUUAUAAUGGAAAUCAACCCAACUAUUAUGAUGUCACUGGUGCCAUUGUAGGCGGGCCGGAUGCGAAUGAUGUUUACGAGGAUAGCCGACAGUUAUGGCAACACACGGAAGUUGGGUUGGAUUAUAACGCUGCUUAUCAGAGUAACUUGGCAGCACUUCACUCCCUGAGAAAGGCCGGACUCCUGCAUUAGAUAGAGCACGCAAAUGUUUUGUAAAUUCUCAUUUUCCAAAACAUUUUGAUUAAAAUAUAUUAAAAAUAUAUUGAUCCCAA
Folsomia candida is the source of this 1480-nucleotide messenger RNA. RefSeq names its product endoglucanase E-4. Lineage: Eukaryota; Metazoa; Arthropoda; Collembola; Entomobryomorpha; Isotomidae. The record is from RefSeq and is a predicted model, not a curated record. Gene Ontology annotation, molecular function: hydrolase activity, hydrolyzing O-glycosyl compounds. The transcript has 5 exons. The coding region runs from base 21 to 1400 and encodes 459 amino acids. Gene Ontology annotation, biological process: carbohydrate metabolic process.